AGUUUUUCUAAUGCAGCUGUUACGAUUUCCAUAUAAAAUAUUGUUAGAUUAUCUCUUUAAAAACUUCUGACUGAGAAAUUUCAUUUGUCCCUUCAUCGGCAACAAUGUUUCAUGCACCGAUUUCUUGCUCUUCCGUGACAACAGGCUGAAUCAUCACCUCACUUUUUUUAAGCAAUCACUUCAAUGUCUUAAUAGAUAGUACGAUUUCCCCAAAGAACAGAAUUAGUUUUGCCUGAUUUUGCACAUUCAUUAUCUCCUCACGAAUGCACGGUAAAUCAUUUUAUAAAUCAUUCCCAUCGAUUGGCACGUCAUCAUUUCAGCACCAAGAACAGCGAUAUUAUUAAACUUUCUUUUGUCCUUCCCAUGCCCAAUUAUAUUUUUAGUGAGGUACUUAUACAUUUUAACGUACGUUUAUUCUUGUUGUAGUUUUUUGUGAAAAUGUACUUCUUGCAGUAAUUGACAGGGUGCUUUGACUGAUUUUUUGAUUAUAAAGGAGAAAAAAAAGAACAAAAUAGAAAUACAUUUGAACCGUAAACUGUGUUGUAGUGUGCAAUCGACGAUUACAACGUGGAUUGUGUUGUUUCUCUCCAGCUCUCUCUGUCUCUGUCUCUGUCUUUCUCUUUCUCUCUCUCUCCCUCACUCUCUCGCUCUCUCGCUUCAAUUUCUUGUAUUAUUUACUUAAAAUCUUACUUGUUACACUUAGCUAACAGCAAGUCUUUUGAACAGUGUAAUUUAGGGAGCUGUUGUGCAGUUUUCUGUUAUGAACUCUUAGGGCCGCUGUUGACCAGAGUUUUGACGGAUGGGAGCAGGGUUAUAGCAGCUGAGUACCUCCCAUAUACGCCCGCAUAACGAGGACGGGGUAUUACGAGAACGACCAGGCAUUCUCGAUCCGCAGAAUUUCAGAUUAAAAAUACGACGAUUUAAGACUAUUCGAUGUACAGAGGACUGUAAAGCUACAAGACUGACGUCUGACUUUGGAACUCCUUUCACUCAGCUGGAUGCAUGUUCGCGUUGUGGAGCAUCGUUGAUAAAAUCCUAGGGUAGGACAAUGAAAGGGCCUGCGCUGUUGUGUUUUGCUCUCCUUUCCUUUGGCUCGGUAACUGGACAAGUCAGCUAUACAAUACCGGAGGAAAUGACUAAAGGAUCGUUAGUUGGUAAUAUAGCACAGGAUUUGGGUUUACAAAUCAAACGUUUAAUAUCAGGUAAAGCUCGAAUUUAUACCCGAGACAGCGACCAGUACGUCGAGCUGAACAGAGAAAGAGGAGUCCUCCUCGUUAAAGAAAGGAUCGACAGAGAGGCGCUGUGCAAACGGACGACACCGUGUGCUCUACAUUUUCAGAUCAUUUUGGAGAAUCCGAUGGAAUUUUAUACGGUUACAGUGCAGAUCACAGAUAUCAAUGAUAAUGCACCAACCUUUGAAGAAGCUGAUAUUGAAUUUAAAAUUAGUGAGUCGGCGGUAAUUGGUGCAAAAUUUGUUCUGGAAAGGGCUGUGGAUCUUGAUGUUGGCACCAAUGAUCUUCAAAGGUACGAAAUAAAACCAACUGACAAUUUCGUUCUUAAAAUGCAUAAUAAUGCUGAUGGCAAUAAAAAUGUUGAGAUGGUACUGCAGAAACCUUUGGACAGAGAGAAACAAGAGCAGAUAUCCCUCGUGUUAACAGCUGUAGAUGGAGGAGAGCCACAGAUGUCAGGAACAAUGCAGAUUCUCAUUACAGUUUUAGACGUUAAUGAUAAUGCGCCGGUUUUUACACAGCAAACAUACAAAGCUACAGUCACUGAGAAUUCACCUAAAGGAACAGUUGUUGCUACUGUUACAGCGUCAGACGCAGACCAAGGUUCGAACAGUAAAAUAACAUAUUCAAUCACAAACAAAGUGGAUGACGUCAGGAAAGUCUUUAACAUAAACAAGGAGAACGGCGAAGUGACUUUAAUUGGGAAUACUGACUUCGAGGAUUCACGAGGUUUUCAGUUAAGUUUACGUGCUAGUGAUGUUGGAGGACUAACAGAUUCCUGUAAACUGAUUGUUGAUGUUCUGGAUUUAAAUGACAACAAACCUGAAAUCAACAUAAUGUCUAAGUCGACUGUGAUUUCGGAGGAUGCUAAACUCAAUACAGUUGUUACAAUGAUAAACGUUGAAGACAGGGACACUGGAGAAAGAGGGAAUGUUCAAUGUUCAGUUAGUGAUAGUGUACCUUUCAUUUUGAAAUCAUCAACAAAUCACUUCUAUACCUUAGUAACAGACAGUGAUUUAGACAGAGAGAGAGCCUCUGAGUAUAACAUCACUGUGACCUGCUCUGAUGAGGGAGUGCCCUCCCUCUCCAGCAGCGUCACUCUCACCUUACAGAUCUCAGACGUUAAUGAUAACGCACCUGUCUUUGAGAGGAGCUCAUAUGAGGCCUACAUUGUAGAAAACAACACACCAGGUCUCUCUAUAUUCACAGUCAAAGCCACAGACGCUGACUGGAACCAGAAUGCCCGUGUUUCUUACAUACUGGAGGACUCCUCCGUUAACGGAGUGCCAGUCUCCUCAUAUGUGUCCGUUAGUGCUGAUAGUGGAGUCAUCCAUGCAGUGCGCUCUUUUGACUACGAGCAGAUCAAAGAUUUCCACUUCCGCGUAAAAGCGCAGGAUGGAGGCUCUCCUCCACUCAGCAGCAACGUGACUGUGAAAAUAAUGAUCCAGGACCAGAACGACAACCCCCCUCAGGUUCUGUACCCAGUCCAGACUGGUGGCUCUCUGGUGGCUGAAAUGGUGCCUCGUUCAGCAGAUGUGGGCUAUCUGGUGACUAAAGUGGUGGCUGUUGAUGUGGACUCUGGACAGAAUGCCUGGCUCUCCUAUAAACUGCAGAAAGCCACAGACAGGGCGCUGUUUGAAGUGGGCUUACAGAAUGGAGAAAUCAGAACUAUCCGCCAAGUCACUGAUAAAGAUGCUGUCAAACAAAGACUGACUGUUAUAGUGGAGGACAACGGGCAGCCCUCUCGUUCAGCUACAGUCAUUGUUAACGUGGCGGUGGCGGACAGCUUCCCUGAAGUGCUGUCGGAGUUCACUGAGUUGACCCACGACAAGGAGUACAAUGACAACCUGACUUUUUACUUAGUCUUGGCUCUGGCUGUAGUUUCCUUCCUCUUCAUCACGUGUUUAGUGGUUAUUAUAUCAGUCAAAAUCUACAGGUGGAGACAGUCUCGCAUCCUGUAUCACUCCAACCUGCCUGUCAUUCCAUAUUAUCCACCACGUUACUCAGACACUUUGGGGACAGGGACUCUGCCACAUGUGUACAAUUACGAGGUGUGCAGGACGACUGACUCCAGAAAGAGUGACUGUAAGUUCGGCAGAGCUGGUAGUCAGAACGUGCUGAUAAUGGACCCCAGUUCUACAGGAACGAUGCAGCGGAUACAGAGUGAAAAGAGCAUCCUGGAUGAACCAGACUCUCCUCUUGAGGUUAGUCUUAAAUGUUUUCUACAUCAUCAUACAAAUAUCAGAUUGCUUAAGUUAUAGAUUCAUAUAUAAUAC
This is a messenger RNA of Haplochromis burtoni (Burton's mouthbrooder), 3505 nucleotides long. RefSeq names its product protocadherin beta-16-like. The record is from RefSeq and is a predicted model, not a curated record. Gene Ontology annotation, biological process: homophilic cell-cell adhesion. Gene Ontology annotation, cellular component: plasma membrane. Gene Ontology annotation, molecular function: calcium ion binding. The transcript has a single exon. NCBI's taxonomy places the organism in Eukaryota, Metazoa, Chordata, Actinopteri, Cichliformes, Cichlidae. Bases 1049 to 3490 code for a protein of 813 amino acids.